AAAUGUUUCAUAUUUUAGAAUUUAGAAAAAAAAAAGCACAAUAUUUUAGAAAUAAAAACAAACCCUUUAUUACGAAAUAAAACGAAAAGGAAAAAAAAACACUAAUUAAUUUUGUUUGUGCAUCGAAGUAUUAGGGAUUUGGAAUCCAAAAGCAAAAUCAAAUAGAUUUUCAAGAUAGGGAAUCGACCAAUAAAAAAGCCGCAACCCUCCACGUGUCAGCUGCUCACAUCAUCCGAGCAUUGACCUGAGAAAUGCUGUGGAUAGCUAGGGAAAUUCUGUCCCAAAUUCAUCAACAAAAAUCCGAAAUUUCCUCAAAAUCCGAAGAGAUAGAAAGAGAAAACUGCGAGGGCUUACUCAGAAUUGCGAAACCUCCAAAACCCAUUUCUUGAAUUCUUUGUUCAGUAAAAGGCUUCUCGCCCCAAGGAAUGGCAGCGGCAGCUUCCACUUCUAUGGCGGCCGCCGCCGUCUUGAUGCACCGCCUCCCCGCCGCCAAGCUCGCCGCCGUCUUCAAUCCCUUGCCCAACCGUCAAUCUUUGAACUCCCGUCAGUUCAAACAGCUCAAAGGGACCACAAGGUAUCCAGGAAUCCUCGUCAAGGCUUCUUCAUCAGAAGAGUCAUCUCUCGACUCUAGUGAAUUGUUUACUGAUCUAAAGGAAAAGUGGGACGCCAUUGAAAACAAGUCUACUGUACUUACUUAUGGAGGUGGCGCGAUAGUAGCCAUUUGGUUGGCUUCGGUGGUUGUUGGUGCAGUCAACUCGGUCCCUUUGCUUCCAAAGAUUUUGGAGCUGGUUGGACUUGGAUACACCGGAUGGUUUGUGUACCGUUACCUUCUUUUUAAGUCGAGCAGAAAAGAGCUGGUGGAAGACAUCGAAGAAGUAAAGAAGAAGAUCACUGGUACAGAGUAGAACUCAUCCGGUGAGGUCCCAGAAUCAGUUUCCUCGUCUGCCUGCUCAUAUCCUCGUCUGCUCGUUUCCUCGUCUCAAUCAUAGAUAGGCUGUUUUGUGUAUUCUGCAGAAGAGGCAUCUAGUGUGUGUGAUGUAGAGUAGGCCCUUGUGUAUUUUGCCUUCGUUUCGACAGUUUGACACAUGCAAAUAAUGUUCCAUUAAUUCUCAUUAAACAGCUUUGCUUGUUGAUUUUUGCUUA
Messenger RNA from Salvia miltiorrhiza (redroot sage), 1143 nucleotides. Its product is annotated as protein CURVATURE THYLAKOID 1A, chloroplastic. Bases 426 to 905 code for a protein of 159 amino acids. The transcript is spliced from 5 exons. Gene Ontology annotation, cellular component: thylakoid; chloroplast thylakoid membrane. The record is from RefSeq and is a predicted model, not a curated record. Lineage: Eukaryota; Viridiplantae; Streptophyta; Magnoliopsida; Lamiales; Lamiaceae.